Messenger RNA from Hirsutella rhossiliensis, 4476 nucleotides. Its product is annotated as AAA domain-containing protein. The record is from RefSeq and is a predicted model, not a curated record. The transcript has 8 exons. Bases 1 to 4476 code for a protein of 1491 amino acids. Lineage: Eukaryota; Fungi; Ascomycota; Sordariomycetes; Hypocreales; Ophiocordycipitaceae.
AUGCUGUGCUACCGCAAGCGUUCGAGGACGGAGCUUAAGGAGAUGCCGUGGGAUCGGUGGCUGUCGAGCCCCGUCCCUAAGGUGGAGGAGAAGCUGAUUGCGCUAAACUCGUGUUACGGGUUCGUCACGAGGUAUAGCGUCCCGGGCGGCCAGAAGCAGACGCUGAGGUACCCCAAGCACGUCAAGGGCCACAUCACGGUGUUUCCGAACAAUGUACAAGAAUUGGUGACGAAAGUGCUGCCGCACCCUCUCCUGCAGGUGAUGGACGAGAUCCACAUCUCGUGGCAGGGGGCGGUAAAGCCGACACCGAGCGACCUAUCGAGUCUCUUGUCUAUCGAGAUCGACGCGGCUGAGAUGGAGAGCUGGGGAGAGUCGGCCCACGGGGUGCCGCCGUCGGUGUACGGGCGCCUGGAGCGGAACGAGCCGUCGGCAUGGGAGAAGACGCGGACGGCGCAUAUCGUGCCGCCCACGGAGCGGGCCAUGGACGACGAGGGCGCGGUAGAGAUCGAAGAAGUCCUGUCUCUGCUCAACCAAGGGGGAGGAAGCGCGACGAUUCUCGAGGACGACGAGCCAGAGUCAAUCGAGGUAGACGAGGCGCGUGGUCAGAGCGGCGACGAGGCUAAUCACGAUGCGGAGACGAUCAACGAGGUAACCUCGUCGGGAAUGUUUGCGUUAGACGGGCCGCCCGACGUCGCCGACGUGGAUAAAUUGCGCUUCGCAUGUGAUGCCGUCCGCGAAGGGGCGGGCGACGACGGCGGCGCGGGUCCGAGGACGUGGGUGGAAACCUCGGCAAGGGGGCAGCCAGGGCACGCCGAUGGUUCCGAACCGUAUAUAGGCGUUCGCCGCGGCGAUGACUUCGCCGACUCGUUCGAAGCCUCCUUUUUCGCGAAGACCUUUCCCACGCUGUUGCCAUUUGGCGUCGGAGGGCCGCGACCGGUCGAAGAAGCAGCCGUACAACUAGGCAGAGGCACCGCCGACAUACGCGAGCGGGAGGCCGCGACGCGAGAGCUCGUGUCGUCUCGGAACAUGAGCCUUCGGACCUGGGCCGACACGGUGUUACGACGCCACGGUGGCCGGUUCGCGACGCACCACAUCUUCGCCUUCCUCGUCUUUAAUAUAGGCGUGCGGUCGAGGAACCGCCGCGUCAGCAUGCUAAGCGUGACGAGGAAGAACUUCCGCAAGGUGGAGCGCAUCGUACGGUCGCUAACCGCGGACGGAUUGGCGGCGGCCAGGGCCGAGCUAGAGAGCACAGGCAAGACGACCGAUGAUGCGGUGAAGGAGCUGCUCAGGAGCCUUUCGCUGUAUGGGUAUCGUCAGCCCAUGUCGAGGGAGGUCCGUCUCGGGAUGCGGCAUAGGAUCCUGGCGCUCAUCGUCCGUUACGGCGUGCCCGCCAUCUGGUUCACGAUCAACCCAAACGACAUCACGAAUCCGGUAAAGCUCCGACUAGCAGCGUACCGCGCGCGCGACCCCGAAGCGGCCGAGGAGUUCCUACGAAGCCUCGAUAAGGCGUUCAAACGUGUGCGGCUGUCCGUGUCCGACCCGAUGAGCUCGGCCGUCUUCUUCCACCGCGAGAUGACGCUGUUCUUCGAGCAUUACGUCAAUGCCGGGGGGGAGUCGGUCUUCGGCCGCGUCAGCCAGUAUUAUGGCGCCGUGAAACGAACGAGCGAGGCUCCUCCACGUGCACGGGCUGCUCUGGCUCGAGGAAACGCCCACCUCAGCUCGAUGCUUGCCGACUCAGACGGCGGGGAACAAGCGGCAUACCGCGAGCGAAUCGUCCGCUACGUCGAUAGUGUCUUCAGCGAGGACCUGGACCAGGAAGGGUUCUGCGCCGUCGAGGCAGAGCGUUCGGUGACGUCCGAUAUCUCGUCCCUGCUGAACAGGGCCGAUCAGUUCUCGGCCUCGUUCGAGGAGGAAGCCAACUUCUGCGCCGGCGCGACCCAGAUCCAUACCCACAGCCCGACAUGCGUCAAGUACUCCCUCGGCAGCAAGGGGCGGAAGGGCGCCGACCUCUGUCGCUUUAAGGCACCGUGGGAGCGGGUCGAGGAGACGACCCUGUCAGCGGACGGCGUGCUGCGGAUCCGCAGAACACAUCCCAUGGUGAACCGGUGGAACAAGGCCAUCGCCGUCGGGCUCCGUCACAACCACGACAUUUCCUUUAUAGCGACGCAGCGGAAGACCAUGGCGCUCGUCUACUACGUGACCAAUUACGCGACUAAGGUGGAGGACCCGACGUGGAAGCGCGUCGCCGCCGCCGCCGAACUGCUGCCCGUCGUGUCGGCCGGUAGUCAGCCGGGUGCCGGGGAUGACUUUCUCGCGAGAGUGGCGAAUCGGGUGUUCACGGAGCGGGCGCUGUCGCAAGUCGAGGUCGUCGCCCAUCUGCUGGGACACCCGAGCGAGUUCUCGGGAAGCAGCGCCUGGGCGUACCUGAACGUGUCGGUGCUAUACUGGCACGUCUCGAGGCUCUGGCGACACCUUCGGCAGCAGAGCGGCACCGCGGCGGUCGAAGACGUGUCCGUCGCGGACGAGUCGGUGCUAAGGCGGCCGGGAAAGUACGCCGUCGUCUGCCUCGACGGCUACCUAAGCAAGGAUUUCGAGCAGGACGACGAGGAAUCGGCUCAUCGCAGGGCUGCCGUCCAGCAUCUUGCGCUAUUUGUGCCGUGGCCUUUCUCGGCGAAGAAGAAGGGGACAUCAAUGAGAUAUGGAGGCGGGCGCGAGCUGCUUCCGCCGAGAAUCUCGUGCCUCGUCGACAACGUUCAACUGCUCCGGCGGUCCGCCGAGGACGCGAGGCGAGACGCCAAGCAGUGGGCGGCCUCGGGCGGCGCCGGGGAUUGCGCCGGCGCUCUCGGCGAGGCGGGGAGGGGAGGAGGGGGCGACACCCGGGGACGACGACGCGGCCUCGGCGUACCAGGCCGACAACGUCGGAAAGGCAACGCGACUAAUCGACGUCGUCCGAAGCGCGGCCGGGCGAACCAGAUCACGGCGGGAUCGCGCGAGCUCUCGGGUAUGAUACAGCAGCUGUGCCGCUUCCAGCAGUCAGCGCUGGCCUCGACCGCCGAGCUCGAGGCCUCCAUCGUCAGGGAACGGGGCGGGAGGCGCAUCGACUUGCCGGGGCGGGUCUUUUCCGGGGCCGCGGUGCCGCCGCAGGACCAGGUCAAGGCCAUCAAGUCGCAGCAGACGAGCGCCUCGAGGGAGAGGGUGAAGAUGAUACAGGGUAUACAAAGCAUGGCCACGGCCCACGGCACCGAUCGUGGCGCGGCGGAGCGGAGUGUGCUGACCGGCUUCGGCGAGGAAGGCGUGCAGAUAACGGCGGCGGAAGCCGAGGAGACGGCGGGUAACGCCGAGGCCGGCAUGGAAGUCCGCCUCGGCCCGUCGACCUCGUUCCUCGAGGCCGGAAAAGGCUUGACGAGACGCUUGACGCUAAACAGGAAACAGGCCAUCGCCUUGUCCAUAAUAUGCCGCCACCUUGACUUGAUGCGGCGAGGAGACGGAGGGGGCGACGUCAGCCAGCUCUGUCAGUUCGUCGGCGGCGAGGGCGGUACCGGCAAGUCGCGCGUCAUCGAAGCACUCGUCGGCCUCUUUGCCGCUAAGGGCAUCUCGAGCCGGCUGCUGAUCACGGCGACGUCGGGGACCGCGGCGGCCCGGGUCAACGGUAUCACCAUCCACUCCGCCUGCGGCUUCACCAAGGACCAAGGGCCGGGCGCGAACACGGCGAGGGAGGUCGACGGCGUACGGCUGCCGAGGCAGGCGGAGCGGUUCGUCGACGGCGAGUCCCGCAUGGACUGGCAGGACAAGGAGGUGCUCGUCAUCGACGAGUUCCGCCCGGUCCAGGAAAGGUCGAUCCUACUGCCGAGCUCGGCCGUCUCGUGGGACGAGGACUACUCGUUCAGGGCCGAGCAGCGCCACCAGCACGACAAGGCGCACGCGCUGUGGAAGCGGUUCACCACUGUCGUCAUGCUGGACGAGCAGAUGCGCGCCGCCGGCGACCCGGAGCUGCAGAGGCUGCUAAAGCGGAUCCGACUGGGCGUGCAGGAUCACACCGACCUAGACCUCCUUAACUCAAGAUGCUACCGGGAAGGCAGGCGAAUCCCGUGGGAGACAGGCAUCACCGUGGUCACGCCGCUAAAUAGGAACCGGUGGAAUCUCAACAUGGAGGCGAGCUUAGCAUUCCAGAUGCAACGACGUUUGACGAUACGCAUCUUCAUCUCCGAGCAUAAGUGGAAGGAGGGGCUGCCGACCGAGGAAGAGGCCAUCAUGAUGCUAAACCAGGGCGACGACAGCGCGACCCCAGUGCCGGGCGUCUUUAUGUUUGUGGCCGGGAUGCCGGUCGUCGUGAACCACAACACCCACCAGGGGCUGAAGCUGGUGAACGGCGCCAGCUACACGGCGGCCGAGGUCAUCGUCGACAAGGUGCACCCGGCGCAUCGCAUCUCGGCCGAUAUGGCGAUCCACUUCGGCCGCCGGCGGCGAUCAUACUAG